UUGUUAGAUCUAUGAUUUUUCACUCAUUGCAGUUAAAUCUAUAACACAUUAUAAAUAAGUGAAAACAAGUAGGUAAUUAUUAUUUUAUACGUCUAUAUUACAUAUUUUGCCAAAUAAAAUAAUUUCCAUAAUAUCAUCAUGUCUAAUUUAACAUAUACAUUUUAUCAUCUUCCUAACAAAGAACCAGUCGGAUUGUGUAACAAGAUUGUUCAAGGAUAUCUUCUUAAAUGGUCAAUGAAGAAAUGUUUACGCAUAAAUUAUUAUGCUUUCAAUCAAGAGUUUAAGUCGGACGACAUUAAUCAGUUUGCAUUGGAUUUUUUUCGGGACAACAAUGUGGCAAAUAACUUGCAAGCUAGUUUCAACGAAUUUGCAGGCAACAAUAUAGCUAGAGUUCAGACUGAAUCCAUUCCAUGCACUGUCACUUCGAUGGCAUUUUUCGACAAGCUCUUGGAUCCAAACAAUGGCAUCGUCUGCUUUAGCGGCACUGGUGACGACGGUAUUCACGCAAUACACCAGUGUAUGGAAGUAUGCAAAAACGGCAUAUACAUUUCAAAUAAGCUGAAAAUGAUGCUGUUUGACGAUGAAUGCGAAGAAUAUUUUUUGUACAACGAAGAUGAACGCGCAGAAUUCAUGUUUCGGCUGUUGCAGCAUUUCUCAAUCGGUGGCCAGUGGUGUCAAGAUGACGUAGUUGUCGAACCGUACUUAGACGCAAUAAAAUACAUUUACAAAGAUCUACUCGCAGUCGAAAAAAUUCCUGAGUCUGGAAUACAAGUCUCGUCCAAGAUGUACCAAGUCGUUGCUUUCGAUUCCAAUGACACAGUUUUAUUUCCAAAAGAAAUCAAAAGCCCCAUACCGUAUAGUUUCGCAUAUUUAGUUGUAAAUCCUAAAUCUCGGACUGUCGCAUUAUUUUUUCAUAAUGUUGGUGACAAAAUUUAUACUUGAAAAAAUAUUCUUUUUAUUA
Messenger RNA from Aphis gossypii (cotton aphid), 961 nucleotides. Its product is annotated as cilia- and flagella-associated protein 300-like. The record is from RefSeq and is a predicted model, not a curated record. Lineage: Eukaryota; Metazoa; Arthropoda; Insecta; Hemiptera; Aphididae. Bases 139 to 942 code for a protein of 267 amino acids. The transcript is spliced from 6 exons.